Actinia tenebrosa (Australian red waratah sea anemone) is the source of this 7231-nucleotide messenger RNA. RefSeq lists its product as uncharacterized. The record is from RefSeq and is a predicted model, not a curated record. Gene Ontology annotation, molecular function: nucleic acid binding; protein binding; ATP binding. NCBI's taxonomy places the organism in Eukaryota, Metazoa, Cnidaria, Anthozoa, Actiniaria, Actiniidae. Gene Ontology annotation, biological process: germ-line stem cell division.
AAUGGCGAACAACGUUUGACAAACUUUGUCUGUCAUUUUUCGCCUUUAAAAUCUUAUUAGUUCCUAUAAAUACUUUAAAACUCUGGUAGUUUGUAGAGGACAGUACGGGACUUUGAACGGAUUAGUCAUCUGGUCCGAAUAUAUAAUUCUUGUUACCUGAAUGAUGUGAGGAGCUCCAAAACAAAGACAUCUACAACUCGCAUAGAAAGAAGAGCUGAUAUACUGAUUUGUACCAAAUAAAUAUCACAGCUCAGUUAGACAGUACAAUGGAUAGAAAGAAGAUUGAUAUUAAAGUUAUGAAGCUGAUAGAUGCAGGUCAUUUUAAAGCAUCACCCAUCGUCAUGCCAGGCUCUGAGUUUGAGAACUUCAUGGGAAGACUGAAUGACUAUUUCUUGUAUCAAGGAAACAGGACUUCUAACUCUGUAAUCCCUGAGAAAGAAAAGCUCUAUGUGGUGCAACGCACAAUGGAUAAAUGCUGGUACCGCGCAAGAAUCCAGAAUAUCAUGCAAACUACCGCAGGUCCACAAGCAAGUGUGUUAUUGGUAGAUGUCGGAGAACAAACCUUAAUACCUUUUUCCAGGGUCUGUGAGAUACCAAAGGAGUUUGAAAACAUUCCAUUUCAAGUGAUGGAAUGUAUCCUGACAGCAGUAAAGCCUCUCAGCUUGGUUACAUCUUACUUUGAUCUCACAACUACAAAACAAGUCAGUGACAAGUGGACUGAAGCUGCAACCAAGUUUGUUCUUGACCUCAUCCAUGGCUGCAAGCUGCAAGUAACGAUCCAGAAAGAAGAUGAUAAGGGUAGAUACCAUGUGCUACUCUACGCAGAGUCCCUUGACAAAGAGGUUUGUGUCAACGAUGAACUUGUUCAAAGAGGGUUUGCAGUAUUUGAUGAUUCACAGUCAGUAAAAGAUGAGAGCCCACGAAAAACAGAAAGACUCAGAGCACAACAAGAACAGUUUGUACAAGCUCAACAAGAGGUUGUCAAUGCCUUCAAGAAGAGUAUUCACAUGCCAAACCAACAGUACAAGGACGAGAAGCCACAAGAAAGCACGAGUACUGACGAUGAAUUUCCUUCCCAUCGUCGAAGCUCUUUUCAAGAAGAUGUCAGAAAUUUCAACCCUUUAGACGUUCUUCGACAACAAGUCGCCGAAAUUCGAACACCAAGACCAAAUAGCCUGCCUGUUUGUUACAUUCCUGCUGGCGCUGAGAAUAGGUCUUCAUCUUCACUCCCUUCGUAUAAAAAGCAGGGAAAAACGAUGUCUCAAGAACGUGCUUCUGAUUUUAGAGAAAGAGACGCCCAAGGUAGAGAAAUGUUCUCACCGUCAAGUGAUGAGGAUUCAGGAAGGGUGCGCUUUGUUUCUGCAAGGAUACCCGCCACUGGCAGCGGUGCACGGUAUUUGUCUAAAGACAAUGAUACUGCUAAACUGAAGUCAAUACUGAAGUCUAGUAGAACUGGGAAUCACUAUAGUAGUUCGUCUAGUGAUCAGGAAACUGGGAGAUACAGAGUGAUGGAACAGCGGGAUGAACUAGCGAAGAAUAGAAUGAAUAUUGACAGUAGCUCCCUACAACACCCAAGUAAAAUGGAAACUGCUGUUUCACCAAGGGCCAAUGGAGAAUUCGCUGAUACCGCCACAGAAGUAGGGCGGCAGKCUUGGGCAUCGCAGUAUCCCACUGAAAGGAUAGCAGCAAGUGUUUCACCGAGAGAAGAGUUUGAUGGAGCUUCCAUUUACAACGCUACGCAUCCCUUGGGAAGAUUGCCAGGUUUGCCUCCAAGGGUACAAGAGGAAUUCGCUCAUGGUCACACAGAAAUGGAUGCACCCUUAUCCAGGCAGCAUACCGGAGAAUGGGCAACUGAUUCUGCAGGUUCUAGGGUUGCCAAGGUGAUGGAUCAGCAGCAUUUGGCUACACAGGGUCACACUGCAAGAAUGCCAAAUAUGUCUCCAAGGGCGAGAGAAGAAUUCACGCAACGUCCCCCAGAAGUGGCUCAGUCUUUGUCGCAUGGAAUGCCGUCGCAAAUUCUUCCUCGAUCAUCAGAUCGGCUAUCUGAAGAGAUUGUUAAACAAAGCAAUGCAAAACCUACAUCUCGUCUUCCUUCAGAAAUAUUGGCACAAUGCAACUCAAAACCGGCCUCACGCCUUCCCUCAGACCUAGUCUCUCAAUCUUCUCCUUCGUCUUGUGAAUCUGUGUCCUCCCUCGAAGACGGCGUGUUAAUCCAUGGGGAUGGCAUCCCAAGGCCGUUCACAGCGUUAGCAAACUGUCCUCUCUACGAAUAUGGCUCAAGACUGGAUAUCCAAACUCCUACUCCAUUGCAGAGGCACAUGUGGCCGGCGCUCCUCCGAGGGAGAGAUGUUGCUGCGGUUGCGCCCAAGAUUGCGGGAAGAAAAAUGGCGUACUUGUUACCGAUUGUUGAUCAAGUCUUGGACCCUGCUGCGUAUUCAGAGUUACCGCUAACUAAUGGGCCUCUAGCCCUAAUACUGUGCAAUAGUUGGAGCAACGCCAUAGACAUCUACAAAGAAUGCAAUAAAAUCCUUGGUCCUCGAAGAAGAGCCAGAGUACAUGUUAUAUUCUGCGGAGGAGCAGAAGAAGAACAAGUUGUCCCACUCAUCAAUGGCUGCGAGAUACUCGUCGCUACUGUUCCUUGCUUCCUACGCAUGCUCACAAGAAGCUACACCACGCUGGACCGACUCUGCCACAUUGUCUUUGACAGUGCAGACUUCCUUGUCGAAGACUUUACCACGGAAUUAAAAGAAAUUAUGAGAGUUUAUGGUCGAUUGUUGGUGUCUAAACCCGGUCGUGUUGCUCCACGCCAAGCUGUUAUCAUGACGUCGUCGUGGACCUUAGGAGUGGCGUCCUUGGUGCGUGCGUAUCUUGGUAACCCAUUGAUCAUUAUGGAUGACAAGGUCGAAGCCACUAUCUACUCUGGUGUUAAAUUGGCUGUGGAACUUUGCUCGGCCAGUAAGAGGCUUUCAAAUCUUUUAGGAUUUCUAGAAAAUGCUGACAGGACACACGAAAUUGUCAUAUUCACAAACACAGCAGAGGAAGCUGAGAACCUUGGUGAAGCGCUGAAAACAAGCAGUUAUUUUGUGCUCGUUGCUCACGAGUUUAUAAAUCCGCAGCAAUUGGCCGAUACUAGAAGACAAUGGCAUACUCCACACAGCACAGACCUGAUGCCAAUACUAGUGAUGACGGACGGAGUUCUCAUGAGCAGACAACUCACCGUACAGAACGCAUCAAUGGUCAUCCACUACGACCUGCCGCUCGUCAAAAACAAGGAGAAGUUUGGAGAACGAUUUUUCACCAUGUCUAGGACAUUCACAUCAACUAAGGACCACGGAUGUUUAUCAGUCAUAUUCAUCACAGAGACCUGUCUGCGUCAGUCAACCAUCGCCCACCAACUAGUGCAAAGAACAUCAGAACACACACCAGCUGAAGACAGCACUACGGAUGGGGAUUCCGUCAAACCUUGGAAGAUUACUUCUUCUUCUCUGGAGGAAAUGGCCAAGGAAGCUCGUAUGGCAARAGAAAGAGAGAAAUUUAACUACGAACUGUGUGAUUUUCUGAUGGCUUACGGAUCAUGCAGAACGUUUUCAGACAAACGUAAGUGUAACAUGAGACACGUGGUGCUGAAAGACGAAGACCUCCCCUGCCUACCGACCAAUGGCAGCGUCAAGGUCCUUGUUCUUCACGUGAUGAAUGCAACUUGUCUGUGGGUUCGUAUAUUAGAACAUAAAGCCCCCAAAACCGUCAAAUCCACACCAUACAACAUCACGACAAGUACGCAGUUCCUACAGAUGACAGUCGAGAUGGGAAUGUGGUACGCUAACGAGAAGAACAGAACGAGAAUUGAUAUGCCAAGAAUAUCUGAUCUCUAUGCGUUCGAGCAGGAUGGCUCAUACCACAGAGUGAAGGUCUGUGAUGUCGUCCGGGAAAUGCCUCAGUCAGGUUUACCUCUGGAAGCACAGGUUCAUUUCGUUGAUAAAGGCACGUACCAAGAUGUCAAGGUUUCAUCGCUCCUUUGUCUUCCUUCACAGUUCCGUGAUUUUCCACUUCAGGCUGUUCAAGUCUUUGUCUGUCGUGUCAAACCACAAGACAAGAGUCUUCAAUGGACACCAAAGGCCAACGUCUUCGUUAAGGACUUGGUAGAAGGCAAAGAACUUGAAGGUCGGGUAGUUCUGAGCCUUGGUAACACGAUGUGGCUGGAUCCUCUGUUUGAGAGAAGAGUACUGAAGAGUAUYAAUGUGACAACCAAUAUUAAUAACAUCAGAAUGGAGCUGCUGAAGAAUGGUCUUGCUACGGAGAACAAAUAUCACAUUAAAGAACUACGAAAGCUUUGCGAGGAUGUUAUAGACCUUUCUAUCUUUGAUGGAAAAAAUGCCGAAGGCAGUGGAGAUAGUUAUGACUCAUCAGUAUCACUGGAGACUGUUGCAUUGAAUGAAAAUGAUUAUCAAGAUGUGUUUGUGUCAGCUGUGGAAAACCCUAGCUUUUUCUUUGUACAAAUGGCUGCCAACGAUACGAGUCUGGAUGAACUAGAACGUGCAAUAGAAGAAGGCAUCCACUGUGUGAGCUACGAAGACGACGAUGAAAUCCCUAUUGGAUCACUCUGUAUGGCGUGCUUUACUAAAGAUGACAAAUGGUACCGUGCACGUGUCCUGGGCACGAAGCUUGAUAACGAGUAUGACGUGUUCUUUGUCGAUUACGGUGAUCGUGAGUGGUUGACGCGCAGCAGAUUACGUCCAGUGUGGCCAGACAUCCUUACUGUUCCUCUACAGGCUGUCGAAUGCUCAUUAGUCAACGUCAAAUCCAAAGUGGCUUCGCUCAUGUCUGGAUGUCAUCGAUUUGUAGUCGAGCUGUUCGAUACGUCGACAAGUAUCGACAUCGUAAUGAGCGAGGAACUAGUAGCAACAGGACAUGCGCAGACUUCGCCUGAAGGAAUCCAGACACUGUUUCCUGAAGCAGCAGUACAGUUAGGUCGACAAGAAUACAAGUACGAAUACGAGAAGAUUCCUGACAUGUGCAGAGAUAUCCUGCAGUCUCGGGACCCAUCUCAGCGUCUCAGUAUUGCCAAGUCAUUACAGACCAUCGUAAUGGGUAGUCCAAGUGCUAAGGAUGCCAUACGCGAGGGGGGUGGUGUGAGGUCGUUAUGUCGUCUACUAGCACUGACCAGAGCACCUGCCGUUCAAGAACACUUGUUGGUUAGUCUGGAUUGUUUGACCUUCCAAAAUGACAGUAAUUGUGAUGAAGCAAGGAGAGCAGGUGGACUAAAGACGCUGUGUUACCUGAUGGACAAGAGCCGCAACAUGUCCGUGAAGUCACAUGUUGCCUGGACACUGAAGAAUCUUGCUGCAACCGAAACAAAUCAGGACACUAUUCGUGACCUUGAUGGGAUUAAAGCACUAUGCAACGAGUUAAAAGCUGCAACAGACGAUAAGCUACAAGAACACAUUGCCUGGGCACUAGAAGUAUUGUGCAUGGACAACAAUAAAAACUGUGAAGCAGUUGAUGAACACGGUGGAGUAAAGACCCUUUGUGGGCUGGUCUCCCACACAACCCAACAGAAUGUCCUUGAGAGGACCACAAGGGCCCUUAGUGCUCUUGCUUCGACACCAAGUAAUCGUAAUCUGAUUCGUCAACAUGGCGGACUGAAAGGUAUUUGUCGAAGGAUUCAAGACAACCCUGAAGAAACUUAUCUCAGGACUGCAACGGGGACGCUGAAAGUACUCGUUAGCAAUAACCAACACAAUAAAGAGGUGAUGCGAGAUAUGGGCAUGAUUCACACACUACAAAAACUGACAACAUCGUCUCAGUUCAGUUCCAUCACACGUCGUCUGUGUUCAGAUUUACUCCAGAGAUUAAUAGGUUGGGCAGCAGUUGGCUUUGACGUUGGUUUGUCUCCCGACAAAKCACCUACUACACUCCACUACCCCUCCCCACAGACAACAAAUGGAACCAUGGAAACGAGGACUGACAUUACAAGACUUCAGCUCAGUAAUGGGGUUGAUAAUGAUGUAGACGAUAUGCCGCMUCUUGAGGGGUCAGACGASGAGGAGCWUGRAGAGAUACCUCAAGUCAAUGAAGAAAAGGCAGGCAGUACACACGAUAGAGCAAAGAUAUCCACGAAACAGAAAAUAACGCCUCUGAUGCCACAGCUUUUAAAUCAAAGUAGAGAAGACACUCGUUUAGCAGAUGAAAACGAUAACAAGAGAUACAACCCUUUCACAUUCUGGUCACAGACUAAGGAUUUGGUUCGAGUAGCUGUUCGUUUACGAGGAGUAACGAAACACCAAACUGAAAUACAAGAAAAGAAACUACUGUUCAGUUUGCCUUCCUCAAAAUCGACCUUGAUCGUUGGGAAUGGUCCACGUCAGAAGACGAAGAUGACACAGCAAUGGAUGACCAAAACCAAGAAGCACCAAAAACACCAAGCCAAGACAAGAAAAGCCACAAACAAGCCAUUGUACCCGAGAUGGACACCAGUGAUUCAAGCAGCUCKGAUUCUGAAGAUGAAGACAUGGACUAUAGAGAUUUUUUGAGUUUUGAUUGACAGUAACCAAUAGAGGCUUUGCACUAUCUCGUGAUGGCAGCUAUGAAGGAGGCACAACAAUAGGGUAUCUUUCCCCUGGGAAACUGAAAUAUUUCUCAUGUAAAUCAGACUAGAUCAGAUUCAAUUGUUCCUGCCUCCAGUCAUAGCUGCCAUCACGUAAUGGUGCAAAGCCUCCAUACCAACAAGAAUGUCAAGCAACUAUAAGAAAAGUUACAAACCAUCUAUUGUAUCUUGGACAGACAUCUGUCCAUUGGUUCAGGCAGCUCUAAAUCGGACGAUGAACUAGUCUAGUAGUAGUAUUUAAGAGUUCUGUUGAGGGAUUUAGAAAACCAGUAUGACCAAGAAUGCUAUAUACAAGGUAUUCUACUUGAGAUGGACACAAGAUCUGUUGAGUUCUUGAUUGAUAAAAUCGUUCAAGAGAUAUAUCUCUACWUCUAAAACUACACGGAAAACGGAACGUAUUAUUGAUUCUCUUWGGACAAUCUGCAAAGAAUAUUUCUUUUUUAGACUUUUUUGCAUGCAUCUAUAUAUUUGACCGACUAGUUGGAUUGAACUAAAAACAAUUUGUCCUCUCGCCYUCAUGGUCUACCAGUCAACAGCCCAUUCGGACUCGAGGAYUAAUUGCUAAAUAAUUAGCGUUUUCUAGUUAUAUUGUUAUAAAUACUUGUUAAAUAUGAACCUAUCAGUUUA